Anthonomus grandis grandis is the source of this 494-nucleotide messenger RNA. RefSeq lists its product as uncharacterized. The transcript has 2 exons. The record is from RefSeq and is a predicted model, not a curated record. NCBI's taxonomy places the organism in Eukaryota, Metazoa, Arthropoda, Insecta, Coleoptera, Curculionidae. The coding region runs from base 65 to 406 and encodes 113 amino acids.
UUAAUCGUACUUUUUUCUUUUUUAUAUUAGUAAAUAGUUAAAUAUUAUAGAAUCCUCCUUUAUAAUGAGCCGAAAUCGCCCGCUAACAGAUAAAGAACUAUUAGAUUUAAUAGAAGUCGGAUUAUCAGACAUUGAAGGACGCAGUGACGGCGAAUUCAAUGAAGAUGAUGGCUUUGAUUUUGAUCCUGAAGAAUUACAAGCAAUGAGUGAUGAGGAGGAAGAGGCUGAACCUGUUCCCAGCACACCUGUAACUCAACAACGUGAAGAGACUGAGCAGCUAGAACAAGCAGAACCUAAACCUGUUCCCAACAUAAUGGCAAAAACUCCACAAAAGUCGAAGAAAUCGAAUAUAGAAGACUAUUUGGAAAACAAUGGUCUUUCAAAGAAAAAGGAUAUAUUCUGGUGAAAAAAUGUGCAGUAUAUCACUCCACCGAUAGAGUGGCACGUUAGAGAAGAAAAACCAGUAGUUCAGCUAGAAAGCCCAGCGUUUUUUU